AUGGCUAGUUCAAUAAUUGAUCCGUCCAUUCAAAAACAAUUGGUUGUUCCUGGUACAGUUUUAACUAAUGAUACAUCAAAUUUUAUGAGAGGCCAUGGUACUUAUUCGGAUACGACUAGGAAUCAUUUGAAAGCUUCGAUUGCUGGUGUUGUUAAUAAAGUUGAUCGAUUGUUAUGUGUUGAACCAAUUGAAAAUACACGUUAUUUGGGUGAAGUUGGCCAUGUCGUUAUUGGACGUGUACUUAAAGUCGAUCAGAGUCGGUGGGUUGUUGAUAUACAAUCACGUUUAGAUGCUUAUUUACCGUUAGCUUCAGUUAAUUUACCGGGUGGAGAAAAUCGACGACGUAUAGAGGAUGAUGAAAGAAAUAUGCGACAAUAUUUAAAGGAAGGUGAUUUAUUUUCUGCUGAAAUUCAACAAAUCUAUCAAGAUGGCACUUUAGCACUUCAAACUCGUAAUUUACGUUAUGGAAAAUUAGGUGAAGGAAUCUUAGUACAUGUUCGUUCAUCGCUUGUCAAACGUACAAAAAAUCAUUUUCAUAGCUUACCCUGUGGUGCAUCGGUUAUUCGUGGUUGUAAUGGUUCCAUAUGGAUAUGUCCACCGGCAUCAACAGCGUCAGACACCAACUCUGUUGAUACAGGUGGUUAUGUGAAAAAUAUUGAAUCUGUUAGUAUUGAUGUUCGAAAAACAAUUGUACGUUUAAGUAAUUGCAUUCGAAUUCUCAAUCAACUUGGUUUACAAAUCUUCGAUACAAGUAUAAUGGAUAUUUAUGAACUUUCAUCGGAUUAUGAAAUCGAUGAUUUAAUACAACCGAAAAUAAUACAAACCAUUUCGAAACAUUUACAACAACAAAAGGGAAUAAUUAACGGCGUGGGAGGAGUAUCGGGAGGCAAUGGAGUUGAUCCCUAUUCUCAUCAUAUGAAAGAAGAAUAA
Messenger RNA from Rotaria socialis, 930 nucleotides. Lineage: Eukaryota; Metazoa; Rotifera; Eurotatoria; Philodinida; Philodinidae. The record is from the annotation of a GenBank genome assembly.